Messenger RNA from Ochotona curzoniae (black-lipped pika), 1172 nucleotides. RefSeq names its product actin binding transcription modulator (gene ABITRAM). Gene Ontology annotation, molecular function: actin filament binding; actin monomer binding. Gene Ontology annotation, cellular component: filopodium tip; dendrite; lamellipodium. The coding region runs from base 232 to 777 and encodes 181 amino acids. Gene Ontology annotation, biological process: regulation of filopodium assembly; regulation of actin filament polymerization; dendrite morphogenesis. NCBI's taxonomy places the organism in Eukaryota, Metazoa, Chordata, Mammalia, Lagomorpha, Ochotonidae. The transcript is spliced from 6 exons. The record is from RefSeq and is a predicted model, not a curated record.
UGGACUUUGUCCGGCCGAGGAGGAGGGAGAGGGGCGCUGCUAGCCCCGCGUCCUCUCUCCCCUCCAAUGGUACUCGAUUUGUCCUGCUUUGACAGCGCAGCGAUGGGGGGACUGGAGACGGAGCCUGUUGGGCAGGGGAGCUGCGCGCGUGCGCACGACGUGGCCGCACGCCGGAAGGACACAGCCUAGGCCGGCCCAGCUGGAGGAAGGGCGGUGGGGCUGGGGGUCGCCAUGGCUACCGAGGCCUCGGCUGCAGAGCCGGCUGUGCCGUCGCUAGUGGAUCGUUAUUUUACUCGCUGGUACAAAACGGAUGUCAAAGGAAAACCUUGUGAGGACCACUGUAUACUCCAGCACUCUAACCGGAUAUGUGUCAUCACACUAGCAGGGUCUCAUCCAGUUCUUCAAAGUGGGAAAACGAUUACAAGCAUUUCCUAUCAGAUCAGUAGCAACUGUAGCCGACUUCAGAACAAGGUCUCUGGGAAGUUCAAGCGGGGAGCCCAGUUUCUAACAGAACUUGCACCUCUGUGUAAGAUUUACUGCUCGGAUGGAGAAGAAUAUACCAUAUCCAGUUGUGUGAGAGGACGGUUGAUGGAAGUGAAUGAAAACAUUCUCCACGAGCCAUCUAUUCUUCAAGAAAAGCCAUCCACUGAAGGUUACAUUGCAGUUGUGUUACCUAAAUUUGAAGAAAGUAAAAGUAUAACAGAAGGGUUAUUGACACAAAAGCAAUAUGAAGAAGUUGUGGUGAAUCGCAGUAAUGCCUCAACAGCUACGGCGUGAGGCCUGAGAUGGAAUCAGGAGCAGCCUAGGAUUCUUCGCCUUUCCUGGCCUGAACCGCCAGUGUACUGCAGAAGUGGCAGGCCGUGUGCAGCAUCCUUCACCUGCAGCCAUCAGCAGGAGAAGCCGAAGCCUUCGCUCAACCUUGUUUUCCCUCUCUUGCUUCACAAGGUUUAGCUCUCAAUUGUUCUCAGCCUUACUCUAUCCCCUUCUUCCAAGGAAACAGGCAAGGGAUGUUUUUCUGAUUCAUCUCUGUCUCCUUCCCUCUCCCCCACCCUCAUAUUCACACACACACAUUCUCUUUGGGUGAAAUUUGCAAAACAUAAAAGUUUUAAGUAACCAAGUAAAAAUAAUUUACUCCAUCCUUACAACCUGGAAAUAAAUACUAUAUUUUUACA